Molecule: messenger RNA, 354 nt
Organism: Meloidogyne enterolobii
Lineage: Eukaryota; Metazoa; Nematoda; Chromadorea; Rhabditida; Meloidogynidae
Source: the annotation of a GenBank genome assembly
AUGUUUGUUUGUUUAUCUAAGCCUUAUAGCCCCUUCCAAACAAUUUUUUCUUUCUUUCAACUUUCCCCUACCCCCAAACUUUUCUUUUAUUUUUUACUUUCACGUAAAUGUAUUUAUUUAUUUAUUACUUUUUAUAUAGCCCCUCUCCCUUACCCCUUUACAAAUUUUCUGGCCUUUUUUUCCGUGCGCACCUACUUACUACAAUUAGUCGUUUUUUUUUGCUUUUUGUCUGUUUGUUUAUUGUCUGAUUUUUACUAUUAUUAUUUUCAUCUUUUUGUCUACAAAAAAUACAAAAAAUACACACAUUACUUUCGUUUAUUUUUAUUUAUUUAUUUUUAUUGUUUAAUCCCUUAA